Messenger RNA from Macrosteles quadrilineatus (aster leafhopper), 1115 nucleotides. Its product is annotated as multiple epidermal growth factor-like domains protein 6. The record is from RefSeq and is a predicted model, not a curated record. Bases 57 to 752 code for a protein of 231 amino acids. NCBI's taxonomy places the organism in Eukaryota, Metazoa, Arthropoda, Insecta, Hemiptera, Cicadellidae. The transcript has 6 exons.
UAUCAGUGUCAGCUCAAGCAGCUCAUCAGCAUGUUCAACUUAUAACAACACUAAAAAUGAAAUAUUACUCUGGUGUACUAGUUUUAGUUGGGUUUAGUGGCUUUGUAGCUGACUUCUUAAUACCUGGCGUGUCAGGUUAUGACUUGGGUGCCAGUUGUGACUAUGAUGAAGACUGCAUAGCUGAACACUCCUUCUGCCAGAUGCAACGCACCUGCCAAUGCAAGAGAGGGUUCCAACCAGCGAAUGACGGCAGCACGUGCCUUGCAAGUGUUGCAGCAGCAUGUAGGACCAAAUAUGACUGUGUCAGUCUGCCUCACUCUGACUGUCUACAGGACAUGUGCCUCUGUGAGCCAGACUUUGUCCCAGACCCUGCAGGAAAGCAGUGCUUGCCAAGGGUGAAAGAUAUAAAGGGCAGUUGCUUGCAAGAUACACAGUGUCAAGAGAGUUUUGGGGACCAGAGUCGCUGUAUUGGAGGCCGCUGUGAGUGUAACAUGAGGUUCCAUUUCUUGAAUGGACGCUGCUUUCAGACUAAAGAUUUAAAUGAAUUCUGCUCAAACUCCAGUGAAUGUUUCAUUGGACCGGAAUAUACAACCACAAUCGAGUGCAGGGAUCAGAGAUGCCAAUGUGUUAGAGGUUACUAUGGCAACGAGUACAGAAAAUGCACGAGAUCUUUUGGAUUCAAGACGACUUCAAAUGUUGAUGUUAUAGUCACCAUUUCAAUAUUUAUUUUUCUCUUUAAUAGUGAUAUGUAAAUAAAUAUUAAUUCUUUUUUGACUCAAGGUCAUACAAAUUAGCAUGAAUUAAGGUAAGAAAAAAUUUAAGGACUGAAUAUGAUAGUGACAUAAAAAUAGCAGAUAGCCUAUAUUAACUCAGUGAUCUUAAAGAUUUUUAUACUGAAGAAAUUAUUUUACAGAAAUUUUAAUUGUUGUUAUUUAAAUGUGUUAAGGAAAUUUUGUUCUGUGUUGGAAAGCACAAAAGAAAAUGACAGUACAAAAAUUGUAAAAAAUAAUUAUUUUUAUUGUACAGUUAAGUAUUAUUGCUUUUCUAUUUAAGAAAAUAUAAAAUACUCGUUAUCUACUUUCAAUGUUAAUUGAAAAUAAUGAAAAUACAUUGGA